Lactuca saligna is the source of this 438-nucleotide messenger RNA. NCBI's taxonomy places the organism in Eukaryota, Viridiplantae, Streptophyta, Magnoliopsida, Asterales, Asteraceae. The record is from the annotation of a GenBank genome assembly.
AUGGUGGUUUCUACUCAAGAGAUUGCAACAAGCGUAUCUAAACCAUGGCUUGACCUUAGAGGCAAGAUUGUGAUGGUUACCGGUGCAUCCUCUGGUAUUGGCCGGGAGUUGUGUAUCGACUUAGCCAAAGCUGGUUGCAAGAUCAUUGCUGCUGCACGUCGAACUAACAAACUCAAGGCUCUAUGCCAUGAAAUUAACAACAUGGAAAUCUCUAAUAUUCAUGCAAACGAAGGUGAAGCCAUUAUGCAUGAUGUCUUAGCGGUGGCACUUGAGCUUGAUAUCAGUGCCAAAGGUCCUGGCAUCGAAGCCGUUGUGCAAAAGGCUUGGGCGGCUUUUGGCUGCAUCCAUGCUUUGAUCAACAAUGCCGGUUUUAGAGCAAGACUAAUUUUUGAUCCCACGGGCAAUGAUAGUCGUCCUUUUAUCAAAUAUCAAUGGUGA